CAAAAGCAUCUCGAAGUCGAGGCGACCGAUCGCAGUCAACUCGGAGCAGUUUUUGAUCACUUCUGUGGAAAGGAAACAUCUUUCAACCAUCUGUGUUCAACAGCCGCGUGUGCCUCUGAUACGAAGCAAAUUGAUAUCAAUUUCCAGAAGUUACGAUUGAACAUAUUUCCAGCAAAGACAGAAACAAUAGAUUAUCAUUGGAUUGUUCAGUUCAGGCACGCGGAGUGUGAAACUAUUGUGUGAAAAUGAGCGGUGGAUUUAUCUACGAGCAUCUCGUCUCGUAUCUACUACCAGAAAAGAAAGCUCGGUCGGUUCUGAAGAGGCCCUUGAUUCCUCCCGUGUUAAAGAAGUAGAAACAACACCGAGAUAAAUUCUUUAAAAACGCGUAUGUUGUAAAAGAGCAGUGCGAAGUGAUUUAGAACAGUAUCGGUUACUGAAUUGCAGUACAAAAUUCGAACAAUAGUGCAAUCAGAAUAAUAGUAAAAUGUUGAAAAAGUAUGUACUGAAAUUGACGAACACCAUCGGAACGGUUGAUUAUCUGAAGAGAAGAUCGUCUUCACCGGGCGAGGUGAUUCGACAACAGCAAAGAGAACAACAUCAUGGUAUUCCUGGACACAAGGGAUCUAGCCUGUUCUCUCGCGCUGGGCGAAAGGGCUUUCGGCGACGCUUUUCCAGUAUAUCCUCUGCAGACAGUGGUAUCCUUGAAGAGAUUGAUCAAGAAGAUGAACUGCAGGCCCAGCUGCAGGAAAGGCAGGAACAGCAUCAGCUGCGUCUACAGGAGGAACAAAUGGAGCACGAGUUGCACGAGGAACAGCAGCAUGACUCGGCCAUUACGACGCCCACGUAUGAGGAGUCCGGUGAAAUGACGAACGUCGACACACCUGCUCAGUUGCCUUCAGCGUUUGAUACAAGCCUUCUAGUGAUGCCAGUUGCGCAAAUUAUUAUCUCCACCGCCAUAGCGGAACUGCGGAGUGCCCUGCUCUUCUAUCCAUGGUUCCACGGUAAUCUGUCUGCAAAAGAGGCGGAAAAGCUUAUUCUGGAACGUGGCAAGAAUGGGUCGUUCCUAGUUCGAGAAUCUCAAAGCAAGCUGAGUGAUUUUGUCCUUUCGGUCCGGGCCGACGAUAAAGUGACGCACGUCAUGAUCCGAUGGCAUGAAAAAAUGUACGAUGUCGGUGGGGGGCAAAAGUUUGCGACCUUGUGCGACCUGAUCGAGUACUACAAGCGUAAUCCGAUGGUGGAGACCUGCGGCACCGUCGUCCAUCUGCGACAACCGUUCAAUGCGACGCGCAUUACGGCGGCAGGCAUCAACGACCGAGUCGAGCAGUUGCAGCGUGAAAAUGGAGGCCAGUCGUACGGCAAGGGCGGUUUUUGGGAGGAAUUUGAAUCUCUACAGCAGCAGGAGUGCCGGUACACAUUUUCGCGCCGCGAAGGUCAACGAAACGAGAAUCGUGCCAAGAAUAGAUAUAAGAACAUAUUACCAUUUGACCACACGAGGGUGAAGUUGAAAGAUGUCGACAGCUUGAUUGCAGGCGCAGACUACAUCAAUGCGAACUACAUACGUCAGCCGACGGAGGCGGAGCAGAAUGAUAUGAGCUCGUCAUCCGAAAAUCUAUCGCAAUCGGGCGGCUCAGUAAACAAUGGUAGCAUUGCCGGAAUGCAGUUAAAUUCAGCAACUAACAAUAACUCCACCAACGGUACCGCCUUGAACAACGGGAAUACUUCAAGCUAUGGCGCAGGUUUAAUGCAGCCUACAAAGAAUUGUUCCAGCUGUCAGCUGUUGAAUAAAUCUUGUGCUCAGUGCUCAUUAAAGGUCACCAAUGAGGGUGUGAAACAUAAGCGGAAUGAAUCGAUAACAUCGCGAAUGCAGUUGCAACAGCAGCAUUCGCCUCACAAAAGGGACGAAAAGGAUCUGUUCAAAACGUACAUCGCCACGCAAGGCUGCCUGGCGAACACGAUACAGGACUUCUGGAACAUGAUUUGGCAGGAGAAUACGCGCGUAAUCGUUAUGACGACCAAAGAGAUGGAGCGGGGCAAAAAGAAGUGCGAAAAGUACUGGCCCGAUCCGCAGCAAAACAGGGAGUGGGGUAACGCGCGUGUUCGUUGCUUGAGUGAGACCAGCACAGCGGAUUACACUCUGCGGGAGUUUCUGCUGUCGUGGCGUGGCCAGGAUGAGCGCAAGAUCUACCAGUAUCACUUCCAAGUAUGGCCCGAUCAUGGAGUACCAGGGGACCCAGGUUGUGUGUUAAACUUUUUGCAAGAUGUUAACACUCGCCAGGCUCAGUUGCAGCUAGAAGGACUGUUGCCCGGUCCAAUAUGCGUGCAUUGCUCAGCCGGCAUUGGGCGAACCGGAACGUUUAUUGUGAUCGAUAUGAUUUUGGAUCAAAUUCUGCGCCAAGGGCAUGAAUGUGAGAUCGAUAUUCAACGAACAAUCCAGAUGGUGCGAUCACAGAGGUCUGGAAUGGUUCAGACGGAAGCCCAGUAUAAAUUCGUGUACUUUGCCGUUCAGCACUACAUCCAGACGCUACUUCAGCGGAAGCAAGCCGAGCAACAAAGCUUGCAAGUCGGUCGUGAAUACACCAAUAUUAAAUCGACGUCUGAUUCACAGUUGCCACUGCCACGGGCUGUGAAUGAUUUAAACAACUCAUUAUCAGUAUAUGAGAACAUUCCCAAAGAAAUUGUACGUGCACCACCGCCGCCGACACCACCGAGGAAAUCAUGACAAAUGGAUUUUUAGAAACUAUAAGGCAUACGUUGUGAAAAUGUGAACAUAAAAUGUGAAAUUUCUUCGUAAUUCUUUUACGUUCUUGGUUGUGUACGGCCGAAUAAGUUUUUCUCAAUGCUUUGACGACUUUUCUUUCCGUUCAGUUUGAACUAAAACUCCAAUAUUAUUCUUAUCAAUUACAGCUUGUCAUAAUAAGUGUGAGUGUGGAGAUAUAUUUGUUACGAAAAUUUAGUGAUCACAGAGCGCACAUUCUUCUGCAAUGUUAGUUCAUGUUAUUAUUCAUAUUCCGUGUUUGUUUUCUAUUACACGCUUUACAAAUUUAAAUAAAAAAAUAUAGAAGUAAAACAAAUCAAGCUAACACAUCUGAUCAAAAGUACCAGCAACUUCUCAGAAGUUCGAAGAUGUCGUUAAGCAAAUUGGUUUCAAACCCAGCAAUCAUUGAUUUUAUAGAAUGCGCGCAACUGCACGUAAAGUAGGAAAUUCGUAAUGGUAUUUUGUCUCAUAUUAAUAACGUUUUGUUUGCUCUUUUUCUUAUUCCGGCUUCUGUAAUAAAUUGUCCAAAAAAUAAAAAAACAUUUAAACAUAAAUGAAACGUUAAGCCUAAUCAUAAUAUGUGCCCAAAUUCAUGAGCAUAAUGAAAAAUACAAUCGAAAUGAAAAGCAGACAUAAAUGUGUUACAAGCUUUAAUUGUGAUUACCAGUAUCGGUAAAUUAGAUACCGAUUGUAAAACUCCGUAUUUGUGAAUCAACAUCGUACACGUGUUAAGCAAACUAUACUUACGUGUUAAGCAUACUAUAGAUGUGUAACGCUUACUAGUAAUCGAUUGCUAAACAAACUAAAAUGUGGUUUAACUAUGUUGGGAUAAAACAGAAAAUGAAUCAUCUGUAGCUGGAACAAGAACAAAUUAUACGAUGGCCAAUACCAAGCAAACCUAAUUGAUUAGAAUAGUAUAAAGAAUUGUAACGAAAGUCCGUAGUCUUCAAGUGAGCAUCUCAUGUUUGAAAUUAAAGACAACAAAACAUAUAGAAACUGUAAACAAGAAGUAAUUAUUUUUGUAUACUAGUAAUUAAUUGUGUGAAGAAGCGUGUCUGAAAUAUUAUACAAAAGAUUGUGGUCGCUAUUUAAAAUAUUUCUAGUGACCUUCACUGAAUACUUAAUAGGCGUGAACAGAUCAAAGAACAAUACUGUUUAAAGGUACAAGAAAAAUAAUUGACCUAACGUUAGGACCAGGCUCAGAGAGAGAUGCAGCACCGUUUUCUAAGAAGUGAAUCAUGAAGGCAAUGUUUUGAAUACAAUGUUUGACGAAGUAUGCACUCUAUACCAUUUUGUAUACUUUUCAGUUUCAACAUGUUUCAGUGUUUCGAUAUUACGGUUUUGUUCAGCAUAGUGAUAAGAUUAUAUUUAACAGCGCUAAUCGAAAAGUAACGAUCAACGGAUCGUGACUUCAGUUUUUUUUUGUGUACUUUUGAUAAUACCCUGUUGUUUGUAUCACAAAAGUAAUUUCAAGGUACUUUUAAGUACUGCAUUGUUUCAAAUAUGUUUAACAUAUUAUUUUUCUCAAUCAUGUUAUAAUUUCUUUUACUAUUGCUACGUUUUACCUCUUCACUUUAUUCAUUCAAGCAAGUGCAAGAAUGGGCUAUGUUGUGCUUGAAACUUCGCUCACCGGUUACUUCCGUUUCCAAUGGUUUAGCUUGAAGUCUACACCCAGUGAGUGUUUUUGUUAUUAACUUUAGUUAUAACUCUGAAAUUACGAGAAAAAUUACCAAAAAACAUUCAUCUAAUCCUAUCUGAAGGUACACCUUUGGCCGCCUUAAGACGAAAGUAGGCAAACAAAUUAUUUAAACCAAGCAGAACACAAUAUUUUGGAAAAAGAAUGAAAAGAACAGGUUUACAUAUUGAUCUUGAAAAUAAAAUUAAGAAGAAUGUGAUGUAAAGGUAAAUAGAAUCAGCAAUCGAGAGAUUUGUCCUAGGAAAGGUGGUAGGAACGAACAGUUAAUAUCUGUUUAAUUUAAAAUAGCCCUCAUAAAGUUUAUCUUUGCCGUCUACUUUCUCUUGUUCGGUUGAAGAUAAAAUGAUAUAAGUUAUUUGAAAGCGAAUAUUGUGAACCUGUACUCAUUAAACAUGCAAGUCAAUAAUUAAAAAUUAGAAGUACUCGGUGAAACCUGUGUUGACAAUGUUGGCGAACAUUUAUAAAGGGAAAAUUGUGGUAGAACAGAUAAACAGGAAAUUAGGAACAUAG
Anopheles cruzii is the source of this 4961-nucleotide messenger RNA. RefSeq names its product tyrosine-protein phosphatase non-receptor type 11 (gene csw). The record is from RefSeq and is a predicted model, not a curated record. Gene Ontology annotation, biological process: protein dephosphorylation. NCBI's taxonomy places the organism in Eukaryota, Metazoa, Arthropoda, Insecta, Diptera, Culicidae. Bases 485 to 2719 code for a protein of 744 amino acids. The transcript is spliced from 9 exons. Gene Ontology annotation, molecular function: protein tyrosine phosphatase activity.